Messenger RNA from Asterias rubens (European starfish), 3280 nucleotides. RefSeq names its product zygotic DNA replication licensing factor mcm6-B-like. The record is from RefSeq and is a predicted model, not a curated record. The coding region runs from base 87 to 2534 and encodes 815 amino acids. Gene Ontology annotation, biological process: double-strand break repair via break-induced replication; DNA replication initiation; mitotic DNA replication. NCBI's taxonomy places the organism in Eukaryota, Metazoa, Echinodermata, Asteroidea, Forcipulatida, Asteriidae. Gene Ontology annotation, molecular function: single-stranded DNA binding; single-stranded 3'-5' DNA helicase activity; ATP binding. The transcript has 18 exons. Gene Ontology annotation, cellular component: nucleus; MCM complex.
UCGAGGUCACCGUUUCUAACUGUGCGAAACAAAAACGGCAAGAACAAUUUUGAUUCUGUGGUCAGAAUUCGACAGAAUUUGCCGAAAUGGAUGUUGCAGAUCAGAGAACUGGUGUGACACAAGUUAAGGAUGCCGUCGCAGAAAAGUGCCAGAAGUUGUUCCAGGACUUUUUGGAGGAAUUCACAGUUGAUGGCGAGUUGAAAUAUCAACAAGGAGUUGAAGAGUUGAUCAGACCAGAGAGGAAUACGCUGACUGUCAGCUUUGAGUAUAUCCAACAGUACAAUCAACAACUGGCUACAACAAUCCAAGAAGAAUACUACAGAGUCUACCCUUUCCUCUGCACAGCCGUCAGAAAUUUUGCCAGAGAUCGAAGCCAGAUUCCACCUUCCAAAGAGUUCUACGUUGCCUUUGAAGACGUUCCAACGAGACACAAAGUGCGCGAGUUGAGUACAGCUAAGAUUGGCACCAUAGUGCGCAUCAGCGGUCAAGUCGUACGAACGCAUCCCGUCCAUCCAGAGCUGGUCAGCGGGACGUUUGUUUGCUUAGACUGUCAGACAGUCAUUAAAGAUGUGGAGCAACAGUUCAAGUACACACAGCCAACCAUUUGCCGCAAUCCUGUCUGCAACAAUCGCAACCGUUUCAUGCUGGACACGAACAAGUCGCGCUUUGUUGAUUUCCAGAAGGUUCGCAUCCAGGAGACUCAGGCAGAGCUCCCCAGGGGAAGCAUCCCAAGAAGUGUGGAGGUGGUUUUGCGUGCCGAGGCAGUUGAGCUUCCGCAGGCUGGAGACAAAUGUGACUUCACUGGUACCCUCAUCGUGGUGCCCGAUGUAGCUCAACUUUCAGUACCAGGUGCCCAACAGGAAACUUCCACCCGGAGUAAAGGAGGCGAAGGGUACGACCAUGAGGGUGUGAGAGGGCUCAAGGCGCUGGGCGUACGGGACCUGUCCUACAGGCUCGCCUUCCUGGCCUGUAACGUCACUCCAUCAAACCCAAGAUUUGGCGGUAAGGACAUGCGUGGUGAUGAGAUGACAGCCGAGGCCAUCAAGAAACAGAUGACCGACCAGGAAUGGCAGAAAGUCUAUGAGAUGAGCCAAGACAAGAACCUGUAUCAUAACGUCAUCACCAGUCUCUUUCCUACAAUACAUGGUAGUGACGAGAUCAAGCGAGGUAUUUUGUUGAUGUUGUUUGGUGGAGUUCCCAAGACUACCAUGGAAGGCACCAGUCUGCGUGGAGACAUCAAUCUUUGCAUUGUUGGAGACCCCAGUACUGCCAAGAGUCAGUUUCUGAAAGCUGUGGAGGAGUUCAGUCCACGUGCCGUAUACACCAGCGGAAAGGCCAGUACGGCAGCCGGUCUCACUGCAGCUGUUGUCAAAGACGAAGAAUCGCAUGAGUUUGUCAUUGAAGCCGGCGCCCUCAUGCUGGCCGAUAACGGUGUGUGUUGCAUUGAUGAGUUUGACAAGAUGGACCUUAAGGAUCAAGUGGCUAUUCAUGAAGCCAUGGAACAGCAGACCAUCUCAAUCACCAAGGCUGGCAUCAGGGCAACGCUGAAUGCUCGAACAUCAAUCCUGGCCGCAGCCAAUCCAAUCGGUGGCCGUUACGAUCGAACGAAACCGCUGAAGCAGAACAUCAACCUGACCGCUCCAAUCAUGUCGAGAUUCGAUCUGUUUUUCAUCCUGGUGGACGAAUGUAAUGAGGUAACUGACUACGCCAUCGCUCGUCGUAUUGUGGACCUCCAUUCCAGGAAUAAUGAGUCUGUGGAGAGGGUGUACUCAGUGGAGGACAUGCAAAGAUACCUGAUGUUUGCCAGACAGUUCAAACCAAAGAUCACGAAAGAGUCCCAAGAGUUCAUGGUUGACGAGUACAAGCGUCUUCGCCAGCGAGAUACGUCCGGUGGUACCAUGUCAUCAUGGAGGAUCACCGUCAGACAACUAGAGAGCAUGAUCCGACUGUCCGAGGCCAUGGCCAGACUGCACUGCCAGGACGAGGUCCAACCCAAACACGUCAAGGAAGCGUUCCGUCUCCUCAAUAAGUCCAUCAUCAGGGUGGAGCAACCCACCAUCAACUUCGAGGAUGAGGAAGAAGAUGGACAAGAAGAAUUGGAGCCGGAGGACAAAGACACCACCCCCAUGGAGACCGACAUCCCGGCCACGCCCGUCGAAGACCCAGAGCAAGCCAAGAAGAAGGGCAUGCAGAUGUCACUCAACGAGUACCACACAACAUCAAAGUUUUUGGCUAUGUACGUCAGGAAGCAGGAAGAAAAAGAAGAGGAAGGAUUUGAAGGCAUCCGUCGGAGCGAGUUGGUUAACUGGUACCUGAAGGAGAUGGAGUCUCAGAUUGAGACAGAAGCUGAGCUCAUAGAAUGCAAGGCCAAGGUGGAGAAGAUCAUUAAUAGAUUGAUCAAAAAGGAUCACGUCUUGAUAGAGCUCUCUGUGACCGGGCUGAAGGAGCGCAAAGCAGACUCUGAAUCGGAAGGCAUCGUUGAUGAGAAGGACCCCCUCCUUGUCGUACAUCCCAACUUCACUAUGGAGGACUGAGGAACUGAUAAGAGAGAGUCUUGUAAAAACGUCUGAAAAAACUUGAGAUGAAUUCAAGAUAUAUAAAAAAAAAUUAUGUUGGUUUUGGAUCAUGAACGAAAAGAAAGACUCUGCUGGGGUCGAAUCAUCAGGCCACUAACUAUUUGUUGUGUUUAUGGAUCACAUCACAGUUUCCAAAAUACAGUGUAUUCACUCGAAGAGUGGGGUUUUAAGCUUUAGCGAUUUAUCAAACUUUUGCCCGUUUGAUAUAUUGAAAAGCUUUUUUUUUUAUAUACAGAAUUGUCAGAUUAAAUUGAAUUUAAAAAUACAGUUCAUUUGUAUUGUGUGAGAGGAGCUGUUUGAGCUUUUCUCAAACUAAAAAGAAUAUAUUAUCCAAAUAUGGAAAUAUUGAGGGGACAAUUGAAUAUACUUCUCCACUAGUGUUAAAUAAUAACAACAAAUAUACCUUGUAGAUGUACAUGUACAUGGUCUCCCCCAGUGUAUCAUGGCCUGAGUGGUCUGGCGCACAGAAUUUAAGUUCUGGUGGUCGAGUCAUCAUAGUCUGUAGUCUUGGUUCCAUGACCAUUGUACUUCUGACUUCCGGAUCCCACGGCCUCGCAUAGAUCGGAACGUUGGUUGUGUGUGACCGCACAACACCAAUGGUCACUUUGGCCAAGUGGUUAAACUGCAGGACAUGCAAUCACAAGGUUGUGGGUUUGAAUCCCCAGCUAACCGCUGAUUUCACAAUGACUAGAAUAAAUAUUGUC